Molecule: messenger RNA, 642 nt
Organism: Cyphellophora europaea CBS 101466
Lineage: Eukaryota; Fungi; Ascomycota; Eurotiomycetes; Chaetothyriales; Cyphellophoraceae
Exons: 1
Coding region: 1-642 (213 amino acids)
Source: RefSeq, a predicted model, not a curated record
AUGUUCCCCUUCGUCGUCGACCACCGCCAUACCCUCGAGCCCUCCCUCCAAAUCUACCGUGCCAGCCGCUCCGCCUUCAAAGCAGCCAGCCGCGGCCAGCGUCCCCGCGACAACGAGGCACCCCCAGCGUACACGCCCACCGCCACGUACCAACCCACCCGCAAGCCCACCUCAGCCUCAACGGCCACCUUCUCCUCCUCCACCAGCACUUCCUCCUCCAUCUCCUCCGGCAGCAGCACCACCUCCAAACGCUCCCGCCUCGCGCGCCUCAACCCCUUCCACCACCUCCGACACCACAAGUCCUCCUCAUCCUCUCCCAUCUCCAGCCCCCCAACCUCCACCCCAAGCCUCACACCAACCAGCACCUCCACCAGCACCUCCCCCUCACCCGCCACUUUCACCACUGCACCACGCCACCGCCGCCCGCAGAACCACCAGCAAAACCGCGUCCGCUUCGCCGACCAGCAGUACGACAGCGACGCCUCCAGCAUCUACAGCACCGACUUCCCACCUGAGGAGCAGGAGCAUCGAUCCAGAGGCCAAAGGCAAGGCACAAAGUCGACACCCAGCGCCGCCAUGAUGCCCUACACGCGCGGCGUCGACGAGAACAGUACGUACCCCGCCUUCUUGUACAUUUUCUGA